This is a messenger RNA of Rhopilema esculentum, 3779 nucleotides long. RefSeq lists its product as uncharacterized. The record is from RefSeq and is a predicted model, not a curated record. NCBI's taxonomy places the organism in Eukaryota, Metazoa, Cnidaria, Scyphozoa, Rhizostomeae, Rhizostomatidae. Gene Ontology annotation, molecular function: calcium ion binding.
UCUACAUUGUCAAAGGUUAAUGUUUAUGGCAAAAAAAACAAUAAUUAUGUGUACGAGUAUAAAACAAAGACGAAUCUGAAAUCUGGCUUUUUGAUAGUUGUAAUAAAUAAAUACAGUGGAUACGUCGAGUUCGAAAAAAGGUAAGUGCCUUCCCUCAACAAUCUCGUUACCAAAAAACUUACUAAAUGAAACACAUAUUAGCUGAUAAGGUCCUGAACCAUGCUGCGUCAUCGUCAAAUAGAAACAGGAGUUUUCUACAUGGCAGCAAUUACUUAAAAACUACUUGAAGUACCUGGAUUCAGGAUUCACUACUUCGUUGUUUCAUAAUCAAAUAUUAAGUUAAAUAUUUCCCCCUACUUGGCGUUUAUAAUAUGGAGACAUUCUGUUUAUUGUAAAAUUGGAUACUUGUACUUCAAAGGAAAUACUCAAAGAAUAGACCAACUGGGUUUUCAGGCAGAAAAGAGUAUUUAUUACAAUAUAGUUCAGCACGACGGCUAUGUAACCUUGAUAUCCCAUACAUCUUUAAAGAGUGAUGUUGAAAAUAAACAAUAUCCUUAUUAUCGGUAUAAUAAAACCAAAACCUUUAUGUGUGGAGCAUUUACCAUAGGAAGGCGUUCAUUUACACUUUGUUUUGGAAUGUAAAUAUAUUUUUUGCUCAGCUAGAAGUUUAUAAAAGGAAAUAAUGUAUAAUUUUGAAAAUCUUAAUGAACAGUCAAAUGAAUGACUUUCCUGAUAAGCAGCCAAAUGUGCUCUCUGGUGAGAAGUGGGUAGCGGAAACGGGAAAGGAAAGGCUUUGUCGAUGUUAGCCCUUUCUUUUGACACUCUAACUAGUUUGGUCUCUUGAUUCAUCGAUAGUUUUGAGAUAGCCAGUAUCAUUUGCUAAUCUUGUAUGAAUUUUAAGACAAUAACCAAAUCUUUUAAAUCUAAUAAUCUAUCUUGUGCAUUUUAAGACCAUAAUGUUUCUUGUAUGAAAUGACCCUUUCGAUCGAAUAUUUGAAAGCGUUCAGUGAUACAAUUAGACCUUGCCUUUCCUAUUGCAUAUAAUGCUCUACCUGCUUUGGUCUCAACUUUUCUCAUCACAAAGCAAAUUAUUCUUCUAGUUUUGAUGCCACUGUUGCUAAUUCUUCGGACACUAAAAAGCUGGCUAGGUUUCUAAAUGAACUUCCCCAAGAAAGGAUAGUCCUCGGUGGUGUUUACAAAGACGGCCAGGUUGGCACAGAUGAGUCGAAUCCUUGGAGAGGCAAUGCACAAACUUUACUAUGGAGGAGCAUAUUUUUUUCAGGGACACACACGUCUAAGAGAUGACAAAAAUCCUCCAGAUUUCCAAAAAGCUCUAGAACGGAAACGAGGACCUGGCAUUUAUCAAACGCUGGCAGCAGUUACGCCAAAUGUGGUCAACAUAAAAAUUUCUUCUCUUGGUUGUGACGAUCCUGGGCCUCACCGCCCGAAGCAGGAGGUGUGCCAUGACGUUUUAAAUACAAUAGCAAUCAACGGAAUUAAUCAUUCGCCCCAGAAAGUCGGAUUGAACAUUGUAUUUAUGUCAAGAGAGCUUGGGCACGUAUUUGCUACCGAGGCAUUUGACUUCUCAAAGGACAAGAAAGAAGAAUCGAGGUUUGCCUCGUUUGUGUAUUCAUCACCCCCAAACACUAUCGUUCUGGGAUCUGUUAAGGGGGAUGCAAGCAAGAAUUUUGGUGUCAUGGGCUUGGAGGUCUUGCAAAGCGUUCUUGGCCGAACAGAUAUUCCAACUUUUAGACUAAGGUCAGCGUACACCUUUAUCGGUGUUCAUGGUGCAACUGAGGGUUUCCACGAAGAAGCAAGAAGCUUGAGACAGUUCAACACUGCAGAUAGGUACUUGGGCGGUGUCACAACUUCGAUCAGUUUACAGAUACAGCGAGAAAUCGAUGUCGAGAUUAUUUCGAAGUCAUGUGAGCCAGGCUCAUGUGCAACUUCAACUGGUGCAUUAUUUAAAAUAAAUGGGCAAGUCAUAGAAUCGAAAGGGCGUGGCUUUACAUUCCUUGCUCUCAAUGCUGCGAAUGGAAAGGCUGAACAGGUAUUACAUGCCGAUACACAUGGCACUGCGGUGGAACUUGAGGACGUUUUAAAGCCUGUUCCAAAAGUUAAAAUUUUGUUGGGUUUGGUUAAAGAAGAUGCUUUUAGGCGACUGACAGAAAAGUCUUUGAAAUAUUUGGAGGAGGUCUGGAUAGGAGAGCCAGUGGCGUUGAACGCGUUGUAUGACGCGUAUGCAUUCAUUGGCAUGAGCGUAGAAGUGAAACCGAACUGGCUGCAGCAGAAGAAGGCCCCUAAGACGACUGGCACUGCUACUAUCAAAACUAAAAUUCCCAUGGCAACAAGAGAGUGCUUCAGCCCAAAUAAUCCAAAAGAUGGCAAAGCCAAGCAGAGAAUAUAUGCACAUUAUGAAGAUGCUGAGUAUGAAUGUGGUGAUGGAACGAUCUUUUUUGGUGACCCCGACAAGUGUAUGGCAGAUGGAAGCUGGAGAAAAAGCGAGGACAAACCAGUUGAGUGUAGGAAAGAAAUUGAUGAAUGUAAAGAGGGAACUGCAAAGUGUCCACAAAAUUCAAACUGCAGAAAUCUUCCUGGGUCUUAUGAAUGUGUGUGUAAACCAGGGUAUGCGAGAAGCUUACACGGGAAAUAUUGCGUUUAUCGCAAUACUUGCGAAGAUUCCCAGUGUCUGAUACCAGAUACAAAAUGUGGCAUUGUUAACGGGAGCUUCACAUGCGUAUGCAACGUGGGAUAUGUUAUAAAAAACGAGGCAUGCGUAGAUCAAGACGAAUGCAUGCUUGAUACAUCCAGUUGCUCCCCGAGUGAAAUCUGUCUCAACACAGCCGGUUCAUAUCGUUGCAAAAAGUGCGCAUCUGGAUUCAUUGCAGAUCUAAAACACAAGUCAUGCACUGACUUAAAUGAAUGCAAACAGGGGAAAUCCUCAUGCAGCACAAAUCAAACGUGUGUUAAUACGGCUGGGUCUUACAACUGUGCUUGCAAGUAUGGAUUCAAAAAGACAUGGGAUAACAAUUGUGAGGAUAUAGACGAAUGCAUUGAAUCUGCCAAUGCGUGCCCAUUUGCGAAAAAUUGCCAAAACUCAAUUGGUGGGUUUGAUUGUUACUGUCCAACUGGGCUUCUUGACGUUCAAGAUGACUGCCUGGACCCUAUGAUCAUUGUCGUCAUCGCUUUUAGCAUUGCUGUAAUUGGAGUUAUCAUUUUUGCUCUGGCUUGGUUCUUCAAAAAAUGGAAGAGAGGCAAAUCAAGGAAGUCUCUGGAAGGGCUCAUCCCAAAUGAAGAGAUCGAUCAUGAAAUCGACCCUGAUGAUUAUUUUGAAAAGUCGAACAAUUUUGUUGAAUGAUACAAAUAUUGUAAUGUAAAUGUUGUACUUUGAAUUGAUAUUUAGGUAUAAUUGUGUAGCCUAGUACAAUUUUAUUGCACUAGUAAUAGACAAAAGGCUGUUAUUAACGAGAUCUUGCAUUAUUGCUUUUUGAGAUGCCUCAUAAUUUAACGCGAAGGUAAUGGAAAGCAAUGUUAUUUGAUGCAGACACAAUGUAAUACAAUAUAGUACAGAAAAAAUCACUCUAUUGUGGAUUCAUGCGAUACUUACUUGAAAUACUGAAAAAGUAAAUAUCUCGUGAGUCAGCAUAUUGUAACACGCAGUCUUAAUUGGAACACGUGGUUCUAUCAGACAAGUUUUCGAUGAUUAUAAGCAGAAAACUACCUGAAAAAUGAACUACUUGACUGGACUACUUGGAGAAAAAGAGCAUUCCCUUUUGUUU